Molecule: messenger RNA, 1193 nt
Organism: Solea senegalensis (Senegalese sole)
Lineage: Eukaryota; Metazoa; Chordata; Actinopteri; Pleuronectiformes; Soleidae
Product: probable tRNA N6-adenosine threonylcarbamoyltransferase
Exons: 11
Biological process (GO): tRNA threonylcarbamoyladenosine modification
Cellular component (GO): EKC/KEOPS complex; cytoplasm
Source: RefSeq, a predicted model, not a curated record
CAAUGUUGGGGUCCUCCGAGACUUAUUUAGAACAUUUGGGUUGCUGAAAUUAACUCUGUUGGUUAAAAAAAAGUGGUUUCAUAGAUUAACCGACUCGAAUUGCGACUAAUGCGUAUUACCGUGGGAAACUGAAAAGCGAGUUUCAUCUCUAUACUGUUGACUGUUUUCCAGCUGCAAUGACUGUAGUAAUUGGGUUUGAAGGCAGUGCCAAUAAGAUUGGUAUAGGAAUCAUUAGAGAUGGUGAAGUUCUUUCCAAUCCUCGACGAACUUACAUCACUCCCCCAGGUCAAGGAUUCAUGCCGAGCGACACAGCCAGGCAUCACCGUGCUGUCAUACUGACUGUCCUGAAGGAGGCUCUGGAUCAAGCUGGGCUAAAGCCUGAAGACAUUGAUUGUGUGGCUUACACCAAAGGUCCUGGUAUGGGUGCCCCCUUAGUAACGACGGCUCUGGUGGCUCGUACAGUUGCACAGCUUUGGGGAAAGCCGCUCCUUGGUGUGAACCACUGUAUCGGACAUAUAGAGAUGGGUCGACUCAUCACCAAAGCCAACAACCCCACUGUGCUGUAUGUUAGUGGGGGGAACACACAGGUUAUUGCAUACUCGGAGCGACGGUAUAGAAUAUUUGGGGAGACCAUUGACAUUGCAGUUGGGAACUGUUUGGAUAGGUUUGCCAGAGUUAUAAAGAUUUCCAAUGACCCCAGUCCAGGUUACAACAUAGAGCAGAUGGCCAAGAAAGGGAGUCAGUAUGUGGAGUUGCCAUAUACAGUUAAAGGAAUGGAUGUCUCAUUUUCUGGGAUUUUAUCCUACAUUGAGGAGGCUGCUCAUAAGAUGCUGAGCUCUGGUCAGUGUACAGCAGAGGACCUGUGUUUCUCACUUCAGGAGACAUUAUUCUCCAUGCUGGUCGAGAUCACAGAGAGGGCGAUGGCUCACUGCGGCUCCCAGGAGGUCCUCAUCGUUGGGGGUGUUGGCUGUAACCUGAGGCUACAGGAGAUGAUGGAGGUGAUGUGUAAGGAGAGAGGAGCCAAGCUGUUUGCCACAGAUGAACGUUUCUGCAUUGACAAUGGUGCCAUGAUUGCUCAAGCUGGUUGGGAGAUGUUCAGAUCUGGUCAGGUGACACAACUGGAGGAAUCAUGGAUUACACAAAGGUUGAUCCCAUUUUAUUGUGUGUUUUUUUUUCACAAACACUACAACAAG